GCACUGAAAAUCCUAAGCGCGGCAGCCGCCAUCAGUCGGUUCCUUCGCGUUACCAGUUACCGGUUACCACGACCGCGAUUCGCUCGUUAUAUCAGUACACCAAAUAAACUAUGAGAAUAAAACUCAAAGCCACCGUGUAGUAUUCUAUUUGCACGCUAGCAUAUCAGUAGCCGACCAUAUUACAAGCAGUGACCACACGAGCAGCUGUGCCAAGAUGUUAGACCGCUAUUACAAACGACCGGAGGGCCCGUUGCCCGAAGACAUGGCGGUCACCAGGCGAUUGUUGGGCAUGACUGAAGAGUCGAUCAGACGGGACGUCCACGAGCUGACCGAGUGGAUGAAAGAACAACCGGACUUGCCGGACAAGAUGGAAGGAGUUGACAUGGAUUGGUGGUUGGAGAAUUAUCUGAUCAUGAAUAAGAAUCAAUUGGAUAGGGUCAAAGAAAGUCUACCGCUGUAUUUCCGUCUCAAGACCAUCCUACCGGAAAUAAUGGUGUCCGACCGCGAUCCGUUUACUAGAAAAGAAAUGAUCCAAGCUUACAACACCACGACUCUAGCCAUUAUGCCCCCGCAAAUGGAAGGCGGUUACAAAGUCGGUUGCUUCAUGCACCGACCCGACACGCCGGCAGCCGACUACAACCCCAUCGGUCUGGCCAUGCACUUGACUUGUAUGGCCGACUUGUAUCUGUGUUUGGGAUUCGACCAUACCAAAUUAGUGUUAGUGGUCGACCUGAGCUCGUUGCGAAUGGGCCACCUGACCAAAUACCCGUUGGGGUUGUUGCGUCGAUUUUUCCUGUACGCUUGGAGAGCGUAUCCUGAGCGAGUGGCGCAAAUUAACAUCAUCAACCCGCCAGGCAUCCUGAGCGUGGCGCUUGCACUUUUCAAACCACUGCUAAAGGCCAAAAUCCGAAACCGGAUCAUCGUGCACCGCAAUUUUGAAUCUCUGCUGGAGAACGUGCCGUUGAAAUACUUGCCCAAGGAAUACGGUGGCGAAUGUCCUUCCAUGCUUGAGCUACACGAGGCCUGGCGCCAGAAAGUCGCUGACCACCAGGGGUAUCUGAAAACAUGCGUCGCCACACACAGGGUGCUUAAUGAACCCAAGCCGACACGGGGUAAAUCUGCGUCAACCAACAAAUAAAAUUAAGUCAGUACAGUUUCCACAGUGGACACACCCACGUCGGAUGCAGGACACCACCACGAACAGGAGGGGCCAUUCAUAUUAAUAUUAUUAUUAUUAUAAGAUAUUAUUUUUUACCGUACGCCUUAUGUUGUUAUAAUAUUAUGUUUAAAGUUAUUAUAUAAUAUAAU
This is a messenger RNA of Adelges cooleyi (spruce gall adelgid), 1308 nucleotides long. RefSeq lists its product as uncharacterized. The coding region runs from base 215 to 1138 and encodes 307 amino acids. The record is from RefSeq and is a predicted model, not a curated record. Gene Ontology annotation, molecular function: phosphatidylinositol bisphosphate binding. NCBI's taxonomy places the organism in Eukaryota, Metazoa, Arthropoda, Insecta, Hemiptera, Adelgidae. The transcript has 8 exons. Gene Ontology annotation, cellular component: membrane.